Messenger RNA from Bursaphelenchus okinawaensis, 8338 nucleotides. NCBI's taxonomy places the organism in Eukaryota, Metazoa, Nematoda, Chromadorea, Rhabditida, Aphelenchoididae. The record is from the annotation of a GenBank genome assembly.
AUGAUACUAAGGAUACUAUUUGCUCUAUCUUUGCUUUAUACCACAGUAAUUUCCGAUGAAAAUGUAACGAUACCUGCAGAGACGGCGUCAGAGGAAAAUAUUGAUGUUUCGGUGGGUUUUUGAUCGUUUUUCAAAUUUUCUUUUUACAGUUUAAGGUCAAGAGGAUGUUGAGGAUAAUAUAGUGAAUGUUUUAGAUUAUUGGAUAUCACUGGGAACAUGUGGAAACACCGUUCAUUUGCGCAAUGUGGCUUUUACUCGCUAGUGUCGCGAAAAUUUGUAAGUUCUUCAAGUUUCUUUGCUUGUUUUACCGUUUUUUUAGUAACAAAUAAUUUAAAAGUUGUUUUAAAAGGUAGAUAAAUGUAUUAUCUUUCUUUUUGAUACAUAUUUUGGUGUUUUGAGAUCAGUUUUCUUUGAGAAUUUUCGAGUUUUCCCAGAUUUAGGUAACGUUUUUUGAAGGUCACUUUUUCUAUUGUUGUUUUAGCUAUUGUAUUAGAUUUGUUUUAUGAUGUUUGUGUGUUAAAUAGAUGAAUAUAGACUGAAUCUUGGUUUUUUUGUAAGGUUUUUCUGUUUUAGGUUUUUUUUUGAUUGAUUUUAUAUUGUUUUAGGCAUUAAAGGAAGACGUUUGUUGUUUUUAGUUGAAACUGUUGCAAGAUAGUGUAAAAUAGAUUAAAUUGUGAUUGUAAUGGUUAGACAAUAAUUUAUAGUAUAUUUUAGACUAUUUUUGUUUCUAUUUAAGAUCUGUUUUAAUUUGUUUUGGCACUUUUUAAAAGAAAUUUCUGCUUUUUCAGUGAAAAAUUAUCUUUUUUUCAGUGUUUCACGUGAACAAGAAAUUUGGCGAAGCCGUGCCAGACUCAGCACUGCUUAUCACAAUGGGAUUGUUGCUUGGGAUCAUGCUCAAGAUGUCCCACGUCAAUGACACUCUAUAUUUAUUGAAUUCAAAGGUUUUCUUCCUGUACCUCCUGCCUCCGAUCAUCUUCGACGCCGGCUAUUUCAUGCCAAAUCGACUGUUAUUUGAAAACUUUGGCUCUGUGAUGAUGUUCGCUGUGGUUGGAACGAUCUGGAACACUGUAGCAAUUGGGGGAACAUUGGCUUUGGUCAGUCGCUAUACGAAUUGGUUUGGAAUCAGUGUUUCGCCAGUGGACUCAUACUUAUUCUCGUCGUUGAUCAGUGCUGUGGAUCCGGUGGCUGUGAUCACGGUGUUCGAGGAGAUUCAUGUGAAUGCCUUCUUGUUUAUUAAUGUGUUUGGAGAAGCAUUGUUCAACGACGGUAUAGCGGCGGUGUUGUUCCAGAUAUUUAACAAAAUGACGACGAUAGGCACGGAGAAGCUGAAAACUGUCCAUUACUUUGUGUUCGGAUCAUCGUUCUUCGCCGUAGCGCUGGGUGGGGCACUGAUAGGGGUGUUGUUUGCAUUUGUAUCAGCUCUGGCAACGAAAUAUACUCAAAGAGUCAAGCUGGUUGGGCCGGUGUUUGUGUUUGUCAUACCUUAUAUUGCUUAUUUAAUGGCUGAAAUGACCGGAUUUUCAGCGAUUUUGGCGUAAGUUUUAUUUUUUUAGGGAGGGGUUUUUAGGGAAGGUAUGGGUUUUUUAGGCGAGGGAGGGGUGGUUGUUAAAAAUCUGAAGAUUUUUUGAGUAGCUAAGACAUUUUCUAAUUUUUUUUGCAAAGGAAAGUGGGAGGGGUAAAAAAAUUUUUUUUGAAGGUGAGGGGGGGGGGAGGGGUAAAAAAAAAUUUUUUUUUGAAGAAGGGGAGGGGCGAUUUUUUUUACUUUGCAGUUUUCGAAACGGGAUAGGAUUUCUUACCUUUUUUUAAAAAACAGUGGGCGGGGUAAAAAAAUUUUUUUGGUGGGCGGUGAUUUUUAAAAAAAUUUUAUUUUAAAAGCGAAAAACAUUUAGGGCCGGGUAAUUUUUUAUUUUUUGGGACGGGGUAAAGAAUUAAAUUAUUUUUUGAAAGAACUUUGUUUACAAAACAAAAAAAUGGCAAGAACUUUCUUUACAAAACAAAAAAUGGCGAGAACUUUCUUUACAAAGUAUAAAAUGGCAAAAACUUUAUUUACAAAACCAAAAACGGCAAAAACUUUCUUUACAGAUUAAAAAAUGGCAAGAACUUUCUUUACAAAGGCAAAAACGGCAGAAACUAUUUUUUUUCGGGCGGGGUAAAAUAAUUUUUUCCCAAAAAUUAAAAUUUUUUCUAAUUUCAGGAUCUGUUGCUGUGGAAUUGUGAUGAAACAGUACGUUAAGUGUAACAUAACCCAUGAUGCCUCUGCUUCUGUCAAAUACUUUGUCAAAUUGAUGUCACAAGCCAGUGAAACUGUGGUUUUUAUGUUCUUGGGUUUGUCUGCCAUUUCUUCGCAGACACGAUUUGAUUGGGGCUUCAUUAUAGUCACGUUGGCUGGAUGCUUGAUUUAUAGGAUUAUUGGUAGGUUAAGUUCAAUAAAUGGAAAGAACGUUGUUUACGAGGCUUUUGAACUUUUGGAAAAUGGAAUUGAUCGUAUAAAUUGUCACCCGCAGGCUGCAAACCACGAUUUUUAGGUUUUUUGGUAUAAAUGGCAAGAACUUUCUUUACAAAACACGAUAUGGCAAGAACUUUCUUUACAGAGCAAAAAAUGGCAAGAACUUUCUUUACAAAGCAAAAAAUGGCAAGAACUUUUACAGAACAAAAAAUGGCAAGAACUUUCUUUACAAAGCAAAAAAUGGCAAGAACUUUUACAGAACAAAAAAUGGCAAGAACUUUCUUUACAAAGCAAAAAAUGGCAAGAACUUUUACAGAACAAAAAAUGGCAAGAAAAUUCUUUACAAGAGCUAAAAGUUCAAAAAGUGUCAUUCGUCGUACAAAUUGUCACCCGCAGGCUGCAAACCACCAAUUUUUAGGUUUUUUGGUAUAAAUGGCAAGAACUUUCUUUACAAAACAAAAAAUGGCAAGAACUUUCUUUACAAAACGAAAAAUGGCAAGAACUUUCUUUACAAAACAAAAAAUGGCCAGAACUUGGGCCAUACUAGAGAAAGCACCCAACAUAAUAAAGGCACCCACAAUUGGUUUAAAGCACCCAAAAAACUUUAUUCAAAUUUGUGCAUUACAAAACGUAGCGCUUUCGAAGAGCGGUGUAGAAGUUCUCGAUUAGUGCAUCGCGAUUAUUGUAUCGGAACGAAGCCUCGUCCAGAUAGGAUUGAAGUAGUGUGUCAUGAGCGGUUUUCGUGUCGUUUGCUUUGCCUAUAGAAAUACCAUUAGCCAGUUUGAUUAAAGACUUCACUUGACUCCAAUAUCCUUCUAUCGAAUUAGUGUUGACAAUAAGGUGCUCAUUAUCAUCGUACCUGAAGUUGCCCACUAUAACUAUUAUAUAUAAGAAGCUACUGUAACUAGAUAGCUCCCUAGAUAGUAGGGUACUGUAACUAGAUAGUAGGGUACUGUAACUAAAUAAUGGGUUACUAUAACUAGAUAGUAGGGUACUGUAACUAGAUAGUAGGGUACUGUAACUAGAUAGUAGGGUACUGUAACUAGAUAGUAGGGUACUGUAACUAGAUAGUAGGGUACUGUAACUAGAUAGUAGGGUACUGUAACUAGAUAGUAGGGUACUGUAACUAGAUAGUAGGGUACUGUAACUAAAUAAUGGGUUACUAUAACUAGAUAGUAGGGUACUGUAACUAAAUAAUGGGUUACUAUAACUAGAUAGUAGGGUACUGUAACUAGAUAGUAGGGUACUGUAACUAGAUAGUAGGGUACUGUAACUAGAUAGUAGGGUACUGUAACUAGAUAGUAGGGUACUGUAACUAGAUAGUAGGGUACUGUAACUAGAUAGUAGGGUACUGUAACUAGAUAGUAGGGUACUGUAACUAAAUAAUGGGUUACUAUAACUAGAUAGUAGGGUACUGUAACUAGAUAGUAGGGUACUGUAACUAGAUAGUAGGGUACUGUAACUAAAUAAUGGGUUACUAUAACUAGAUAGUAGGGUACUGUAACUAGAUAGUAGGGUACUGUAACUAGAUAGUAGGGUACUGUAACUAGAUAGUAGGGUACUGUAACUAGAUAGUAGGGUACUGUAACUAGAUAGUAGGGUACUGUAACUAGAUAGUAGGGUACUGUAACUAGAUAGUAGGGUACUGUAACUAGAUAGUAGGGUACUGUAACUAGAUAGUAGGGUACUGUAACUAGAUAGUAGGGUACUGUAACUAGAUAGUAGGGUACUGUAACUAGAUAGUAGGGUACUGUAACUAGAUAGUAGGGUACUGUAACUAAAUAAUGGGUUACUAUAACUAGAUAGUAGGGUACUGUAACUAGAUAGUAGGGUACUGUAACUAGAUAGUAGGGUACUGUAACUAAAUAAUGGGUUACUAUAACUAGAUAGUAGGGUACUGUAACUAGAUAGUAGGGUACUGUAACUAGAUAGUAGGGUACUGUAACUAGAUAGUAGGGUACUGUAACUAGAUAGUAGGGUACUGUAACUAAAUAAUGGGUUACUAUAACUAAAUAAUGGGUUACUAUAACUAAAUAAUGGGUUACUAUAACUAAAUAAUGGGUUACUAUAACUAGAUAGUAGGGUACUGUAACUAGAUAGUAGGGUAAUGUAACUAGAUAGUAGGGUACUGUAACUAAAUAAUGGGUUACUAUAACUAGAUAGUAGGGUACUGUAACUAGAUAGUAGGGUACUGUAACUAGAUAGUAGGGUACUGUAACUAGAUAGUAGGGCACUGUAACUAGAUAGUAGGGUACUGUAACUAGAUAGUAGGGUAAUGUAACUAGAUAGUAGGGUACUGUAACUAAAUAAUGGGUUACUAUAACUAGAUAGUAGGGUACUGUAACUAGAUAGUAGGGUACUGUAACUAGAUAGUAGGGUACUGUAACUAGAUAGUAGGGUACUGUAACUAGAUAGUAGGGCACUGUAACUAGAUAGUAGGGUACUGUAACUAAAUAAUGGGUUACUAUAACUAAAUAAUGGGUUACUAUAACUAGAUAGUAGGGUACUGUAACUAGAUAGUAGGGCACUGUAACUAGAUAGUAGGGUACUGUAACUAAAUAAUGGGUUACUAUAACUAGAUAGUAGGGUACUGUAACUAGAUAGUAGGGUACUGUAACUAGAUAGUAGGCUACUGUAACUAAAUAGUAGGCUAUUGUACCUAGAUAAUAGGCUACAAUAAUACAACAUAAAAAAAUUUACCUGGAAUAUGACGUUAUGUGACAUAUGGUGAGUCUCUUGAAAACGAUAUCGUUAUACCCCUUCCAUUCGUCGGUAAUCAAUGUCGUAUCAGGAAGAAUCCAUCGUUUUAGAAUGGGAUGUAUAACUGAUUUACCUCUAGAUGGAACAAUCUGAGAUCGUACAUUUCCUCCUCUCUCAACACAACCUAGCACCCACGUAUGGCCAGUACUGUUGGGUUGACCUUUACCGUAUUUGGUGUGUCCAAAUACGCUUUCGUCGCAUUCAACAACUUUGCCCAUUCCUCCAAACUGUCCCAAUUCUUUCAUAUACCAAGAGCAAACCUGCCUUGCAAAUGAUUUGAAAUCGAUCACUGUAUUUAUGUUGAUCUUCAAUGUACGCGCAAUUGAACCUGAUGUCAUCUUUUGAGACCAAAACCAUAUUAUUUUUAAAAUCUGAACCAGUUUCAGUCGACUAAGUGAAAACCAUGACAAGUGUCUAACACUUUUAGUGGAACAGUCUGAACCAUCUUUUUUCCGACAGCGCCACUGAGAUAAUAACAGUACAAUUAAACGUUGAAUUAUUUAAAAUAGUAAACUCUAUAUUCUUACCUGGUAUCCAUCUGACAACCAUUUGCGCCUUGACAUAAUCAUUUUACCACCACAGUUAGAACACGUCAUUGACGCCGAUAGAAGCCGAUGUCUUUGAAGGUAGGGGAUGAGAUUAUUGUUGGCAUAGAGAGUAUCAAUGGAUUCUGGAUUUAACUCUCCAAGAUCGGAUUCCAUCUUAACCCGACCGUCUCACGCGGUCGAUAGAAAAAAAUGACAAUUUUUUAAACAAAUAAAAAUAACACAAUAUAAUUACAAAUUUAUGCAAAUUUGACUUUUGGGUGCUUUAAAUAGGAGAAAAAUUGGGUGCUUUUAUUAGUAAUACUGGGUUAUUUCUUUAGAUUAGCGCCGAACUUACAAAACAAAAAAUGGCAAGAACUUUCUUUACAAAACGAAAAACGGCAAGAAAAUUUUUUACAACCCGGAAAUUGCAGUAAUUUUUAUAAUUUUAGGUGUGGUAUCUCAAUGUUACAUCCUGAAUAAGUUCAGAACCAGAAAGUUCACCUUUGAAGACCAAUUUGUCAUGUCAUAUGGUGGACUUCGAGGAGCAAUCGCUUUCGGUUUAUUGUCAUCAAUGCCAGAUACGAUGGACCCCGAGAUCAAAGCUGUGUUUACUACAACAACUAUUGUGGUUAUUUGCUUUACUGUCUUCUUACAGGUGAGGAAAUUUUGUUUACAAGAGAUAAAAUGGCAAGAACUUUCUUCACAAUGCAAAACAUAGCGAGAACUUUGUUUACAGAACAUAAAAUGGCAAGAACUUUCUUUACAAACCCAAAAAUAGCAAAAACUUUUUUAAAUUUGAUUUCAGGGCAGUACGAUCAGACCAUUAUUAUCCCUACUCAAAGUGGAACGUCAAAAGAACGACGACGACAUGAUGUUCAGGAAGAUCUAUCAACGUGUAAGUCAUUUGAAUAAGUAUUUGAUUAUGAAAAAAGGUGAAAAAAAUUUUUCUUGAUAUUUUUGACGAGGGACGGGGUCAACAUAAGUAUUUUUAAAAAAAUUUUUGGGCGGGGUAAAAAUUUUUUUUUUGUGGGGGGGGGGAGAAUUUUUUUUUAUUUUUAAAAUUGCUUUAAUAUCUUCACUAUUGAUUUAAAUUUAAUUUAUAUUUGUGAAAAAAAUUUUGGGCGGGGUAAAAAAUUUUUUUUAGUGGGUGGUGGGUGAAUUUUUUUUUCGAUUUUUAAAACAAAUUAGCUUUACAAUUGGCUCAGGCUUUAAUUUCUUUAAAAAAAUUUGGAUGUGGUGAAUUUUUUUUAGAGGGGGGGGAGGGCUUUUCUUCUUUUUUUUAUCCGGUGGGUGAAAAAUUUAUAAAAUUUCAAUUUUUCACUAAACACUAAAAAUUUUUAUUUAUGACUAAAAACGUCAGAAAUUUUACUUUUUCAGUACAUUGACUACAUGAUGGCAGGCCUAGAAGACGUGGUAGCGCUUCACGGCGCCCAUUCUCUAAGAGACUGGUUCGAACGCAUGAAUGCCAUGUACCUAAAGCCAAUUUUAACCAUUGAAAACAAGCAAGAGUUCGAUGCGACGCCAUUCGUUCGAAUGUUCGCCAAGGACGCCAUGUCAAGAGCGGCCAGCAUUGUGGAGCGACGAGCGUCGAUGGUGAAGGACGUUGCGAAGGAAAAGAAGUACGCAUCAGCCAAGGUUUGUCCAAUUCCUUCACAGUACGGACAAAGAACAUACAGCACGUCAAGUGAGACUGAUCCGGUAAGGAAGCUGGAGGACUUUUUUGCAAAAAAUGGCAAGAAUUUUCUUUACAAAACAAAAAAUAGCAAGAACUUUCUUUACAAAAAGGAAAAUGGCAAGAACUUUCUUUACAGAACGAAGGAUAGCAUUUAUCGUAUAACUUGUCACUCGCAGGCUGCAGAAGCAAAAAAUGUUAUGAUUUCGAGUAAAAAUGGCAAGAACUUUCUUUACAAAACAAAAAUGGCAAUAACUUUCUUUACAGGCUGAAAAAUGGCAAGAACUUUCUUUACAGAACGAAAAAUUGCAAGAACUUUCUUUACAAAUCGAAAAAUUGCAAGAACUUUGUUUACAAGAUAUAAAAAUGACAAGAACUUUAGUUACAAGGAUCAAAAUUGAUAUUUAUCGUAUAACUUGUCACCUGCAGGCUGCAAAACACAAAUUUUUGGCUUUGUUUGAUAUAAAUGGCAAAAUCUUCGUUCACAGUUGAGAAAAUGGAAGAAACUUUCUUUAGAAAAUAAAAAAUGGCAAGAACUUUCUUUACAGCACAAAAAUGGCAAGAACUUUCUUUACAAAACAAAAAAUGGCAAGAACUUUCUUUACAAAACAAAAAAUGGCAAGAACUUUCUUUACAAAACAAAAAAUGGCAAAAACUUUAUUUACAAAACAAAAAAUGGCAAAAACUUUCUUUACUAAACACAAAUUUCAGAUUGAACCUCUAUCAUUGGAUCAAAUGUCUCAAUUGCAAAAAAUGAUGAGUGAUUUACUGGACCAAAAACUCAAGUCAUACCCGCAAUUUAAGAAGGUAGAUGACAUUCAGGAUGACUACCUGUCGAUGAUCAAUGCCAGUUUUGUGGACAAAGAAGAGAAAGACAAGGAGGGCAUGGACAAGAAGUCUCUGGCGGCCAAAAAGAGUCAUGAGAUGGUGUAG